This is a messenger RNA of Stereum hirsutum FP-91666 SS1, 1193 nucleotides long. Its product is annotated as NAD-P-binding protein. Gene Ontology annotation, molecular function: oxidoreductase activity, acting on the CH-OH group of donors, NAD or NADP as acceptor. Lineage: Eukaryota; Fungi; Basidiomycota; Agaricomycetes; Russulales; Stereaceae. The record is from RefSeq and is a predicted model, not a curated record. Bases 1 to 1170 code for a protein of 389 amino acids. The transcript has 7 exons.
AUGCCCGCCAUAGCCCCAUCCUCUCCCAUAACUGCCCUCGUCACAGGCGCAAACGGUUACAUCGCGGCCCACACAAUCCGCACUCUCCUCUCGCGCAGCCCUCAGUGGCAGGUCGUCGGAACUGUCCGCUCUGCCUCCAAGGGAAUAUAUCUCACGGAGACGCUAUUCAAGGAGGCAACGCAAGAAGGGCGGUUUAGAGUUGUGGUUGUGGAGGACAUUGGAUUGGAUGGGGCGUUUGAUGAGAUUUUCAAGGAUGGUGAUAUUGAGGUUGUGUUUCAUAUGGCGAGCCCGGUGACGUAUCAGUUUGAAGAGACGGACGACAUCAUAGUUCCAGCUUUGAAGGGGACGACGUCCAUUCUUGCUUCAGCUCUUAGAUAUGGGACCUCGCUCAAACGCAUAGUUCUCACCGCCUCCACCGCAACUAUAAUAACGCCCGACGCGCCCCCUCCCGCCACAUUCGAUGAAACAUGUUGGAACGAGGCGUCAGUGAAGGAGGUCGAAGAGAAAGGGAAGAAUGCGAACCCCAGGGAGGUUUAUAGGGCGAGCAAGGUGCUAGCGGAGAAGGCGGCCUGGAAAUUCGUCGAAGACCAUAAACAUGAGAUUGGCUGGGAUUUGGUGGUCAUGUGCCCUCCACUAGUUCUCGGUCCUCCCAUCCACGACACAACAGGCCCAAGUGGUCCUCUCUCCGCCAUAAAUAUGACCAUGCAAACAUUCUACAACAAUGUCGUCCUUGGCCCAACAUCGCCAUCCACGUUGAACACUGCGUCAAACUGCUGGGUAGACGUGCGUGAUAUCGCAGAGGCGGAGGUACGUGCUGCGGAGAGGGAGGCGUGCGGUGGAGAGAGGAUCGUGCUUAGCGGUGGGGAGUAUUGGUGGCAGGAUAUAGUCGACGUAGCGCAUACUAUCACUCCUCCCCCAAUUCCCAACCUACCACUCGGCCUUCCCGGCUCUACGAAAGACAAACCAUUUGAAGUCAUCUACAAUACAUCCAAGGCCUACCGGCUUCUCGGGAUGGGACGUGCCGAUAGCAGUAGCACCAGCGACAAUGGAAGGCGGGGGAAGGUGAAUGGGAUGAAAACGCUGGGCGAGAUGGUUAGUGAUAGUAUAGAGUGGUUUGCGACAGUGGGCGGUGUUAAGGAGGGCGGAAGAGGACUGUUGGAGGCGAAGUGACGUGCGCAGGAUUUUUAGGUAUC